AUAUUUUCGUUGUUUAUUCCCUAUUUGAUAUUAUUAUUGUCAUUUUAGUUCUGACAUGUCUUCAUUGUAACUUUCACAUCGUAUCGUCCUGUAAUCGGUUUCGAAGACCCCUUAACUGGGAUUAUCAAUAUUAUUAAAUAUCGUUGUAUACAAAAGACAAGUGCGCAUGUUUCAAUGAAAUGUAGCACACCGCCGCCUCCUUCCUUUAACUGGUGUCGAGGACCAUGUCCGAAGAUAGUUGCCCUCACCCAAGCGGCCAAUUAAACAGACGAGACAGACUCGAAUUUGAAAUCAAGAAGCAAUGGGAUGGGACUCCUCUUACCAAAGCAGACACAGUAAAGUUAUAUAUUGAGGGAGUUGACAAAUGGUUAAGACUCGAAGUUGAGGCCCCUUUUUACAAGGAUCCCGCUCCCCCAAAGGGAAAAUACGGACAAGCAUAUCCUGAACUGUAUAACUACGAAGUGGUUGAGGCCUUCUUUCUGAAUGACACAAACCAGUACUUGGAAGUGGAGUUGGCACCACGUGGAGAACAUCUCGUGUUGAUGCUGAACGGACGCAGAAAUGCUGUUGUGCAACAACUUCCACUGUACAACAUAGCCGAAGUCAAAGAUGGUUUUUGGAGAGGUAUAGCAUAUAUUGACAAUGAGUAUCUACCAGAGAAUGUUACCAAAUUUAAUGCUUUUGCAAUUCAUGGAAGCAAAGACUCUCGAAUCUACAGUGCCCUGUUCCCAGCUCCGAAGGGACAAUUUGAAUAUCCAGAUUUUCAUCGUCUUGAAUACUUCCAGGAAGUUUCCUUCGAUCACAUGCCACCUUUCAACAGAUCAACUGAAAGAAAUUCCAAGUUGUGGAGCAUGUAUACGCCAAGACAAUAAACGGACAUCUUUCUGCCAUAAGAAUUUUGGGAAAUAAAGCGAUUCAUUUAUUAACCUAAUUGCUUAAUCUACGCACGAUUUUUAUUCGUUUCAAAAUUAACGAAUACUGAUGCGAUAUUAUUUUGGCCAAUAGCCAGGUGAUUUCAAAUUUAAUUGCAGAAAUAAAAUAGUCUUGUAGCACUGGGUAUAGAGAUUAACAAUGGGAUAAGAUCAUUUCUAACCACCACUCCUCUGUUUCUGUCUCUUUUCUCCCUCCUUCUCGUUACCUCUUUCUCUCACCUUCUUUUGUUCUCUCUCUCUCUCUCUCUCUCUCUCUCUCUCUCUCUCUCUAUCUAUCUAUCUAUCUAUCUCUCUAUCUCUCUCGCUCGAUCCUCCUUUCCGCCAAUAAGACGCAGCCCUAGGAAUCCCAAAACGAUCAUGUAUACAUACAUACACACGAGCAAGCACAUAUAAAUGCAAAACAAGGCUGGAAAAAAUAGUACUCGAAUACCAAAGGUAGAGUAACAUGCUUUUACUAAAGCCGAAGAAAUUAUUUACAAACUGUUACAUAGAGUUUAGCAUUACCGCAGAAAAUACAUACAUACAUAUAUAUAUAUAUAUAUAUAUAUAUGGGAGAAUAUACAAAUAAUAACAACAGACGAGGACAGGUGGUGUAAAUAACAAAAGGAUAGAUUAGUAUGACGCUCGGGAAUACGGAAAGUCUUUGACGUUUCGAGCUACGCUCUUCAACAGAAAGAAUACGGAGACAAGGAGAAAAACACGGAGAAAAAAAAUUGAAUAGUGUUCAGUCAACGGCCAAUCAUAAUAAUGGCCGAUCAUAACAAUGGCUGACCGGAAGUUAUAUAUAUAUAUAUAUAUAUAUAUAUAUAUAUAUAUAUAUAUACAUAUGUAUGAAUGUAUCGGCGAUGCCCUAGCAUGGCCAUAGCCUACGAGCUGAAACUAGUUGAAGAAUAUGCAAACUAGUCUGUAUUAUCACAAUUGUCUGGUGAACGGCCGCAUGAAACUCUAAACGACAGUUUGUAAAGACUUUUUUCGACUUUAAUAAAAUCGUAUGUAUGUACGCAGAGAGGAGAGAGAGCGAGAGAUUGGAAGAUUCAUAGACAGAUAAGUAGAUAGAUAUGGAUAGAUAUAUUCGUGUAUGUGUGUGUAUGUAUGUUUGUGUGUAUGUGUGAAUAAGGUGUAUGUGUGUUGGUAGAGAUGGGUGGAUGAACAGAUGUUCAGAAACUGAGAUAUAUCGGUGAAAAGUGAACGUACGAACAACAAAUAAAGACAGCCUAGCUGUUAACGGAUAUGGAGACGUAUUUACGUAUAGGAAUAUUGACAGACGAGACUAAGAUAAAAGAAAAUAGAAGAUUCAUACACAUUUAAGUAAUACAAUCAAGCUAAAUGCUGAAAUACAUAGUUAAAUACCAUUUAUAUAGAUAUACAUACAGCACACAUAACCACAAUACGCAUAUAUUAAAGUUGUAUUAGUUUUAUAUGUUAGUAGAUUGUAGAAGUUAAUUAAAUCAUUAUAAACGAAUUAAUUAAAAAAUAUAUUCUUA
Molecule: messenger RNA, 2416 nt
Organism: Octopus bimaculoides (California two-spot octopus)
Lineage: Eukaryota; Metazoa; Mollusca; Cephalopoda; Octopoda; Octopodidae
Product: UPF0462 protein C4orf33 homolog
Source: RefSeq, a predicted model, not a curated record